This is a messenger RNA of Sinocyclocheilus grahami, 1980 nucleotides long. Its product is annotated as guanine nucleotide exchange factor VAV3-like. Gene Ontology annotation, cellular component: plasma membrane; cytoplasm. The annotation marks the transcript as partial. The record is from RefSeq and is a predicted model, not a curated record. Gene Ontology annotation, biological process: intracellular signal transduction; regulation of GTPase activity; cell migration. The transcript is spliced from 19 exons. Gene Ontology annotation, molecular function: protein binding; guanyl-nucleotide exchange factor activity. Lineage: Eukaryota; Metazoa; Chordata; Actinopteri; Cypriniformes; Cyprinidae.
UUCGUAACUCCGCGGAUGGGGAUUUAUAGUUUUGGUAGACCGCGGAUAAACCCAAAUUAGUGCGCACAAGUCUCCGUUUUGGCAACUAAGAGCGCAAGCUCAAAAAGAAAGAAAGAAACAAACACAGUGUAACGCAAGGUGUGCGCUCUGCUUCGGCUGUUUCUACAGUUUAGCUUCAUUCAGAUGUGUCAGAUUUAUUUCACAGUUGUUGGGUUUAAUUUUAUACGCGCAUUAUGGAGUACUGGAGGCAGUGCAGCUUGUGGCUGAUCAAUUGUAAAGUUUUGCCCCGGAAUCAUCGGGUCACGGCGGAUUCGGCGCAGGUUUUUGAUUUGGCCCAAACUCUUCGGGAUGGGGUGCUUCUGUGCCAGCUGCUGAACAAUCUCAGACCCGACACCAUUAACCUGAAAGAGAUCAAUCUCAGACCACAGAUGUCACAGUUCCUCUGCCUGAAGAAUAUUCGUACGUUCUUGUCUGCAUGCUGCGAAGCAUUUGGGAUGAAGAAGAGUGAACUGUUUGAUGCCUUCGAUCUCUUUGAUGUCCGAGAUUUUGGAAAGGUCAUUGACACCCUAUCAAAACUCUCUCAUACGCCUUUUGCACAACAGAAAGGAAUCAGGUCAUUUCCCACAGAGGAAAGCACUGAAAAUGAAGACAUAUAUAUCCACUUGGCAGAUCUGAUUGAUGAGGAGCUGGAGGAAGAUAUUUAUGACCCUGUGUAUGGAGAUGUGGAAGGAGGAGAGGUGUAUGAGGAUCUGAUGAGGACAGAGGCUGCUGCGUCUCAAGCGAAACAGGCCGAGGUGGAUAUCAGAAGCUGCUGUCUUCUAGAGAUCAAACAGACGGAAGCCAAAUACACUGAGACCCUGGAGACCAUUGAGAAGUACUUUAUGAUUCCACUGAUAAAAUUCAUCUCAGCAACAGAAAUUGACAAGAUUUUCAUCAAUAUACCAGACCUGGUUAAAGUUCACAAAAACCUAUUAGCUGAGAUUCAAGACUCCGUUCAAAAUAAAAAUGCAGAAAACCUCCACCAAAUCUUCAUUAUUUACAAAGACAGGCUUCUGCUUUAUGGAAAAUACUGCAGUCAUGUAGAAUCAGCCAUUUCUCUGUUAGACUUCAUCUGUAAGGAAAAAGAGGGCGUUCGACUGAAACUAGAGGAAUGUUCGAAGAGAGCCAACAAUGGGAAAUUCACUUUGAGAGACUUGCUUGUGGUUCCCAUGCAGCGAGUGCUAAAAUACCCACUACUGCUUCAGGAAUUGGUGAAAUAUACUAACGACAGCACAGAAAAGAGCAACCUACGAUUAGCCCUUGAUGCCAUGAAAGACUUAGCCCAGUAUGUAAAUGAGGUGAAAAGAGACGUUGAGACUCUGAGGGAGAUUGAUCAGUAUCAGAGAUCCAUUGAGAAUUUGAACCAGUGCUUACUUUCUUAUGGAAGACCGAAGGGUGACGGUGAAGUCCGUUUGGUGUCAAAUGUGGACAAGCGCAGACAGGACAGACAUAUUUUUUUGUUCGACGUUGCUGUAAUUGUCUGCAAGAGGCGCGGGGACAACUAUGAGAUGAAGGAAGUGAUCGACCUCAACCAUUUCAAGAUCACCAAUAACCCUACUACUGAUAAGGACUGCAGAAAGUGGUGCUACGGGUUCUACCUCACUCACCAGCAGGGACAGAGUGGAUUUGAGUUCCUGUUCAAGACAAAGGAGCUGAAGAAGAAAUGGCUGGACCAGUUUGAGAUGGCCAUAUCUAAUAUUCGGCCUGAGAAUGCCACAUUUAACUCUCACCACUUCAGGAUGCACACUUUCGAGAGGGCCACCAGCUGCAGCUCCUGUCAUAUGCUUCUCAGGGGAAUUUUUAAUCAAGGCUACCUUUGUCCUAAAUGCGGAAACGGGGCUCAUAAGGGUUGUCUCGGAAAACUAGGAGCAUGUGGAAGGGCAGGUGCUGCUGUUCAAAAACCACAGAGAAAGACAAGACCUAGGAAACAAGAAGACCAAG